Molecule: messenger RNA, 492 nt
Organism: Scutellospora calospora
Lineage: Eukaryota; Fungi; Glomeromycota; Glomeromycetes; Diversisporales; Gigasporaceae
Source: the annotation of a GenBank genome assembly
AUGGUCUCUGAACAAAAAUUUUCUAAAUUAUCUCAGUCAACUAUUUCAUCAAUAGAAACACUAAUUAAUUCUUUUAAUCUUAGUAGUAAAAUACAAACUAGUAAUUCUACAAAAAAAUCCUCUAGUAAAAAAAUUAAACCAGUUAAUAGAGAUAGUUUACUAACUUUAAAAAAGUUAAUUAAAGAAUCAACUACUCCAAUUUCCACACAAAUUUUAUCAAAAAACACUAUUAUUCUACAGCAAUCUAAUAAUGAGGACGCUUUAGUUAAUGAUAAAAUCAGAGAGCAUAUUCCUAAUCAAGAUAAAAUUACUGAGACUAACCUUCGAAAAAGAAAGGAAAGGGCUAAAAAAGUUUUCAGACUUUUCAAUAGUAUUGGUGGUGAAAAUAUGAUUAAAUCUUUUUUUGCAUCAAAUAUUUCAAAUCUAAGUCUAGACGAUAUUGAUUAUGUAAUACGUAGCAAAAAUUUUAAAAGGAUUACUGCGCCACUGUGA